This is a messenger RNA of Talaromyces atroroseus, 1086 nucleotides long. Its product is annotated as Cytochrome c peroxidase, mitochondrial. The transcript has 3 exons. The record is from RefSeq and is a predicted model, not a curated record. Gene Ontology annotation, molecular function: peroxidase activity; heme binding. Gene Ontology annotation, biological process: hydrogen peroxide catabolic process; response to reactive oxygen species; cellular response to oxidative stress. NCBI's taxonomy places the organism in Eukaryota, Fungi, Ascomycota, Eurotiomycetes, Eurotiales, Trichocomaceae. The coding region runs from base 1 to 1086 and encodes 361 amino acids.
AUGGCCUCCGCUGCUAGGACCUUCACCCGGGCCGUUGCCCGCGCAACCCCCGUCCGCCCUGUGGCUCGCAGCACCCGCUUCGCCGCUCCUGCCCAGACCCUGCGCGCUGCUGGCCGUCGAGGCUAUGCUUCCGAAGCCGGUGCCGGCAAGUCCAACAGCUCUCUUUACUGGGGUAUCGGUCUCGUUGCUGCCGGUGGCGCUGGCUACUACUUCUACAGCAACGGCGACGUGAGCGCCAAAGCCACCGGCCCCUUCGUUCCCGCCAAGGAAGACUACCAGAACGUCUACAACGAGAUUGCUCGCCUUCUGGUUGAGAAGGACAACUAUGACGAUGGCAGCUAUGGACCAGUCCUCGUGCGAUUGGCAUGGCACGCUAGCGGUACAUACGAUAAGGAGACUGGCACUGGUGGCAGCAACGGAGCCACCAUGCGAUUCGCCCCGGAGUCUGACCACGGUGCUAAUGCUGGUUUGAAGUAUGCUCGUGACUUCCUCGAGCCGGUCAAGGAGAAAUUCCCUUGGAUCAGCUACGGUGAUCUCUGGACUCUUGCCGGUGUCGUUGCCAUCCAGGAAAUGCAGGGACCCGCCAUUCCCUGGAGACCCGGCCGACAGGACCGUGAUGUUUCCGCUUGCACCCCCGACGGCCGUCUUCCAGAUGCCUCCAAGGACCAGAAGCACAUCCGUGCCAUCUUCGGACGCAUGGGAUUCGAUGAUCGCGAGAUGGUUGCUCUUUGCGGAGCUCACUCCCUCGGCCGUGCCCACACUGACCGCUCUGGUUACGACGGACCCUGGGACUUCAGCCCUACCGUUUUCACCAACGAGUUCUUCCGCCUGUUGGUUGAUGAGAAGUGGGGCUGGAAGAAGUGGAAUGGCCCUGCUCAGUACACCGACAACACCACCAAGACCUUGAUGAUGCUGCCCACUGACUUGGCUCUGGUCAAGGACAAGGAAUUCAAGAAGCACGUCGAGCGCUACGCCAAGGACAGCGGGGUUUUCUUCCAGGAGUUCUCCGAUGCUUAUGUCAAGCUUUUGGAGCUCGGUGUUCCCUUCACCACUGAAGAACGCUUUGUCUUCAAGUCCAGCGAGUAG